Molecule: messenger RNA, 3081 nt
Organism: Cottoperca gobio
Lineage: Eukaryota; Metazoa; Chordata; Actinopteri; Perciformes; Bovichtidae
Gene: septin3
Product: septin 3
Exons: 10
Coding region: 71-1351 (426 amino acids)
Molecular function (GO): GTP binding
Source: RefSeq, a predicted model, not a curated record
GAGAGAGGCGACAACGUUGGUUAUCAGACUCUAUCAAAGUGACUAGUCCAGAAAGAACCACAGUGAAAUCAUGCAGAAAGGAAAGCAAAAGAAGGUUGACUGGAUAAAGUACAUGUCAGACAUAGUUCCUCCAGAAGUGAGACCCAAACCAGUCGUCCCAGCCAAGCCCCCAAAUGUGGGGGCUCCUUCCCCCUCCAACCCCUUCCCACCCCAGGGCCUGGGCAUUGGGGGAGGAGGCGGUGUUUCAGCUCCUCCUCCAAGUGCCAUUCCAGUCCCCAUUGGGACUCACAGUCAUAGUGUGGGUCAUAAUGUGGGUCAUGGUGUGGGCCACGGUGCGGGGCAUGUAGGGGGUCACACUGCAGCACACAAUGGAGGUCAUGCUCAUGGAGGGUCCCACAGCUCCAGCGGUGGAUCCACUCUGCUGGGGUACAUUGGUAUUGACACUAUCAUUGAGCAGAUGAGGAAGAAGACCAUGAAGACAGGCUUUGACUUUAAUAUUAUGGUUGUCGGUCACAGUGGUCUCGGAAAGUCAACUCUGGUGAACACCCUGUUCAAGUCCCAGGUGAGCAGGAGGAACGCAGGGUGGGCGCGUGAUGAGAAGAUCCCCAAAACGGUAGAGAUCAAAGCAGUGUCUCAUGUCCUUGAGGAGGGCGGUGUGAAGAUGAAGCUGACAGUCGUUGACACUCCAGGCUUUGGAGACCUAAUCAAUAAUGACAACUGCUGGGAGCCCAUUUCCAAGUACAUCAAUGAGCAGUAUGAGAAGUUCCUAAAGGAGGAGGUCAACAUCACCAGAAAGAAGCGCAUCCCCGACACCAGGGUGCACUGCUGUCUGUUUUUUAUAAACCCGACUGGACACUCUCUUCAUUCACUCGACCUCGAGUUCAUGAAGCGCUUGAGUCACUCAGUCAACAUUAUUCCUGUCAUUGCAAAGGCAGACACGAUGACCAUUGAGGAGAGACAGGAGUUCAAACAGCGGGUAAGGAAGGAGCUGGAGAUGGCCGGGAUUGAGUUUUACCCACAAAAAGAGUUUGAUGAGGACAUGGAGGACAAGAGCGACAAUGACAAGAUCAGAGAGGCGAUGCCCUUUGCUGUGGUGGGCAGCGACAAAGAAUAUCAAGUGAAUAACAAACGAGUUUUGGGGAGGAAGACGGCGUGGGGCAUUGUAGAAGUUGAAAACCCCAACCAUUGUGAGUUUGCUCUGCUGAGAGAUUUCCUGAUCAGGUCUCACCUCCAGGAUUUGAAGGAGGUCACUCACAACAUUCACUAUGAAACCUAUCGUGCCAAGAGACUGAACGAGAAUGGAGGUCUCCACCCCAUAUCCUCCAAUGACACCCAGGAAAGCAACCUGUAGUCCGUUCAGUCAGAGUGAGACGGAUGGAUGAAUCUACAUAAUAUUGUUAUCAUUGUCACCGCGGCAUCGCUGCAUGCUUGGAAAAUUGGUGUCGUUUAAACAUGUAAUUUCUUCUGAUUCCUAACUCCACCCAUUGUCUUCUACACUUUCUUCCCCACAAACACAUAUCAAACCUCUCUGGUUUAAUUUCAAAGUCAUUCCUAGGAAUAUUUGGAUGAAAGGGGGGCAGUCCCAAAUAAAUAACUUAGUGCCAUUAUAAAACUUUAACUGUAUCGACUGCCAAUGCCUUGUCAUCAAACAGGUAGUAUAAGAUUAGAAAGUGCCACAUUUGUAUGUGUAUAAGAGGCACAUUUUAUGUUUUAGUGUUGUGUAGCAACUGAUGUCUGAAUUCAGACAACAUAUUAAAAUAAUAUAAAAUGUAUGAAACAGAUCAGUGGUUUUAAUAAUUAUUACAUAUUUUUUCCUGGAUUGAGAUUGACUUUGUGACCUAUUUUGUCUGCAACAUGGACACCAUGCACCCAAUUUUAAAGUUAAUCUAAAAGCCUGCAGCAUGUCAUUCAAAGAAAAAUUACUACCCUUUGUUCAUGUUUUUCGUUCUGCUCAGUAGAUUUAAUGCAUUUUCUCCUCACCGUACCCACUGGCCGUUCAUGAAAAGAAUAUUUUAUGACCCAAAAUAAAUCUGACCAAUGGACUAAUCAGUACACCUGAUAUUAAGUGAACACAAAACCUUUUUAAAAAUAUAAUUUUUUGUUUGAUGUCUUGCACAAAGUUUUUUGUGAACAAAGCAGAACUCUGAUGUGGUGACCAGUAAUUGUGUUAAUGCCAUUUUAAAAUUAAGUUCAUAUUGUUCACCACUCGGGGGCAGCACUCUGCCACGUAUAAGCAUUGACUCGGUAGAACAAGAAAUAGGCACUUUGUGUCCUCAGACAUUCCGACUGCUGAGAUUUUUAGGAACUUUUCAUAGUGCAGUGUUAUUUCCUGAUAAAGUUUGGAUCCUCCACUACUGUCAGUGAUAACUAAUAUAUCUCUUCAGAUCAGGUUUACAAAAAGCUUUAAUUCUAUUACCCUAAUUGUAUGCACUCAAAGUGUUAUUUAUUUCAAAUCAAUUUAAUUUAUUAAUUUGUAAACAUGUUUACCAAGUUUUCUUCAGGAAAUCAACAUUUAUACUGUUCUGCCAUGCAGUGUCUGCAGUACAGCACAAAUAUGCCAAAACUACAAGUAAUUCAAUCUUUCGAUAUCUAUCAAGCUUUAUUUGGUUUAAGUUUAAUUAUCAUUUUAUACAAUCAUACACGUUUGUGCGAUUUUGAUUGAAGUGUGAUGUCUGCAACAAACUGAUAAUAGUUGUCUGUGAUUUUAGUGCAGUCAAAGGUUUCAAGCAGAAAUUUGAAACUGUUUAUGUGCAUGCUUGUGUCCAUAUUGCCUCACACAUCACCGCAACUUUACAUCAACUUAUCAACUAUUUCUGAAUGUGUGAUGUGUUCAUUAAAUUGCUAUUUCAUGAGGUCUUAACUCUUGUAACUAAACCGACAGCCCACUGUCCACAUAUCACUCAUCCCUUUGAACCAGUAGAACUUCACAAUGUUCAUUUAUUUAAUAACCAUUUUUCUCAAAGUUGCUGUGACACAUUGAUAUAAUUGUCAGCGUUAUACUGAGUUAUUUAUACAUUAAUGUCUUAUUAUUGUAAUUUAUUCUUUAUUUAAUAAAAGCACAUUCCCAUGUUUUUUUUUAAA